Messenger RNA from Haliotis rubra (blacklip abalone), 1225 nucleotides. RefSeq lists its product as uncharacterized. Lineage: Eukaryota; Metazoa; Mollusca; Gastropoda; Lepetellida; Haliotidae. The coding region runs from base 73 to 1089 and encodes 338 amino acids. Gene Ontology annotation, molecular function: carbohydrate binding. The transcript has 6 exons. The record is from RefSeq and is a predicted model, not a curated record.
CGAGCGAUGUCCAUUAUAAGUACAAGUAGGGUGCUGGAUAGCUGAAGCUCGUUUUCAUUCCAUGUGAGGAGGAUGUCGUCUAACCAUGGUGAAAUUGUUUUCCUAAUUUUGGGGAUGGUAAAGCUUGCCCAUUGUGACAACUGCUUUGACGUGACUACUAUAGUGCAGCGUGACAAGUACAUGGAACACCAGGUGUUCAGAAAGUUCCGGAGUCCGUCUUUGUACAUUUGUGCAUCAGAAUGUCUCAUGUCCUCAGGAUGUCUAUCCUUUGGAUUUGACGAGAAAACGCGCACCUGCCUUCUCAACGAUAAGGACAGUGUCAAUGGAAAUGUUGUUGACAGAACGGGAUACCUCUUCAGUGACAUCCUCCACUGGCCAAAGUCCGUCGCAGGUCCAUGUUCUACAUUGACAUGUCCGGGGACCAACCGGUGUCAAGUAGAUCGACUUCAUCGUGCAACAUGUGUUCCAGAGUUCAGAGGGUGUGGUCAACCCCCAGAGGUGACAGACGCUAGCAAGAAGUACGAGGGUCAUCACCAGGGUGGUGUAACAACCUACGUCUGCAAGCAGGACUUCACAGCCUGUCAUGACAAAGUUACCAGCAUCUGCCAAUCUUCUGGACAAUGGGAGAAUCUGAUGACUGGUCUGUGUAGUCAGAAUGUUUGGCACAGUCCGGUCUUGGGCGGUGUCUAUCCACUUCCGUGUGGAUCAUCAAACAAGUUCAGAGCGACUGUCAUCGGAACACCGACACCUGCAGCAAGCCAACACAGAUGGAAUAUCUGGCUUUGGAAAGACAACGAUGUACUUUUGUUAUCAGAGUUCAGAUUUCAUUUCGAUACCUACAUAAAUACAACAAUCAUGAACAGUCGAUUUCAAGAUACCUGGAAAACACCGGUCCGCACUCCAAGUUUACCCAUGACUGUCGGACAAGAGACAGAGGUCAGGAUAACACUACACAGUGGAAUAUACAGGCUGCAAAUCGAUGGCAAGAACAUGCUCAACUUCACCGAGCAAGAUGCAGGAGCGGAGCCUGUAUCAAUCUCUGUAGAGGGUCAUGUGUCACUUCGAAUGAUAGAAAUCUUGUUGUAUUAACUUACGUGACACAGGUUAGGACUCUUAGGCUCUAGGGCUUUUAUUGAGUAGGAGUCAGACAUUGAGAAUACAACUCACGUAGAUUCAGAUAUAUUCCUGAAAAAAAAAGAAACGCAAAGGCGUUUUUCAGUUAUAU